This is a messenger RNA of Neoarius graeffei (lesser salmon catfish), 1655 nucleotides long. RefSeq names its product calcineurin-like EF-hand protein 2 (gene chp2). The transcript is spliced from 7 exons. NCBI's taxonomy places the organism in Eukaryota, Metazoa, Chordata, Actinopteri, Siluriformes, Ariidae. The record is from RefSeq and is a predicted model, not a curated record. Gene Ontology annotation, molecular function: calcium ion binding. The coding region runs from base 101 to 685 and encodes 194 amino acids.
CUGCCUGUUUGAGCACUGACUCAGUUUGUUAUAAUAAAGAGCUCUCAAUAACCGUGUAGCUGGAAAUAAACAAACAAAUAAAUAAAAGCAGGAGUAUGAAAUGGGUUCGACCAGCUCUGACCUGGCUAAAAUCCCAAACGUGGAGGAUUUAAUGCGAGAAACUGGGUUCACUCGUGCACACCUUGUUCGUCUGUACGACCGUUACCAAUCUUUAGACAAAGACAACAAGGGCCAUCUUAGUGCACAGGACUUUGGAGCCAUAAAGCAGCUGGCCAUGAAUCCAAUAUGUGACAGAAUAAUAGGGGCCUUCUUCUCUUCAGGGCAAGAAACACUGGACUUCCCAUCCUUUGUGAGGAUCUUGGCACAUUUCCGUCCCGUCGAUAAGAACCAAUCCAAAGAGCCCAACUCGCCUGACCCCAUUAACAGCAAAAUCAACAAACUGAAAUUUGCUUUUCAGUUGUAUGAUCAGGACAAGGACGGCAAGAUUUCCAGACAAGAACUCUUUCAGGUUCUCCAGGCCAUGCUGGAGAGCCAGGUAACACAAGAACAACUGGAAUGCAUAGUAGACCGCACUAUUCAAGAGGCAGACCUGGACAACGACGAUGCCAUAUCUUUUGAAGAGUUUCGGAAGUCUCUGGAAAAGGUCGACAUUGACCACAAGAUGAGCAUCCGCUUCCUGCGAUAAAGCAUGACGAGCUCUCAACAAGCACCGAGAAUUAAGUGUGGUCUUCGGGGAGGGGGAGCGUUUCCACCACAGACAUGGGAAAAAAAGUUGUGUUUUAUAAUAUUUACUGGAAUGCAGUUGUUUUUUCAGCCCACAGUCAGAGCUGGGAAGUGAAUGAUAUUUGGUGAAAUAUGGUUUUAGUCAGUGUGAUCUUUGGUAUGAGCAGUUGGUUUUGAUGUCAGACUGUGAUUUUAAUUUCGACUGUAUUUACUGUGCUUACUAUGCAUGAUUUUAAACACUUGCUGAGAAUGGACUAGCUACUACUGUAUGUGCAUCUCACAUGGGGUAAACGUAGCCCGUUUUUGCGAAAUAUCUAAAUACAUAACAUCAUACUGUAUUUGCCAGCCCCAAAUAUAUUACGUAUUAACAAGAGGUUUAGAAGACAUAGCUUUUGUCAAGCUGCUUCAUAAUUUUUUGGUUUAAAAAUAUUACUUUAAGUUUGGAAAGAAGUAAAAGCUUGAGUUUACAGGGUUUUAUUUGUAGUUCAACUGUUCUUGCAGUUCUAUACUAUACAGUACAACCCUUUCAUAUCUUCUUAACUACUGUCUUAGAAAGCAUGUGUAUGCAAGUGUGUGUGUGUAUAUGCAGAUGAUUACUGAUCCUAAAGAGAGCGCUUACAAAAGGGAUUUACCUUAUAAACCUUGAUUUUUGUAUAACAAUAAAACUGCUGCCACUACUCGUAUCAAACAGGACUUAACGUCGUUAAAUAUACAUUUUUGUAUACGUUCUUUGUUCCAAGUUUUAGUGUAAUGAAUUUGUAUCUAAUGCCUACCUCACUAAUCCUACUGAUUUAAAGGAGCUUUAUGUGACCAUUAACAAAAAGCCUUGGAUAUAAAGCACACUUAUUGGUUUCAAAAACGUGUUUGUGAAUGCAGUUUUGGAAUUUGUAUUAAUAAUUGUUUAAAAAAUUAAUUAAAUUUUUACUUCUCUU